CUCCAUCAGCAUGUUCAAGGGGGAGGAAACUCCAGCGGCCCUCUCCUUGCAAUGAAAUUUUUAUAAUGCAGAUAACAUUAUGACACACCGAGGUUAGACACCUGUUUCCUGGAUGUGACUGGAGCAGAACAACCGGCAAAGACAUCUCAGAAGGAUUAGAGAAACAGAAGGGGGGCACCAUGUCCAUUGUGCCCCCUUUCCUGGCCGUGGGGCUGCUUCUGCUGGCUGUGCUACAAGGUGCUGCUGGCUCAGAAGCAGUCUGUGGGCAGAAAGGGUACUCCACACGCAUCGUUGGGGGGAAGCCAGCCGCUGAUGGAGCUUGGCCCUGGCAGGUCAGCAUCUUGCAAUCAGGGAAGCACAUUUGUGGAGGCUCCCUCAUAGCUGAGCACUGGGUGCUGACGGCAGCUCACUGCUUGACUAGGAACAUUGAUGAAUAUGAGUUGGAGGUGGGAGCCUAUCAGCUUCAAAAUCCUCCCUCGGAAGGGCGGCAAAUAUUCUCCAUGAGCAAGAUUUGCUCCCACCCUGACUUUGAUGGCCAUGACGGCUCCAGUGGGGAUAUUGCUGUAGUGAAACUGUCAUCCUCCAUAACUUUCACUAAUGACGUCCUUCCCAUCUGCUUGCCGAAUUCUUCUGUACAGUUUCCAGAUGGAGAAAUGUGCUGGGUCACUGGAUGGGGGCAGAUUAAGGUGGGAGUGAACUUGCCCCCUCCACAAACCCUUCAGGAACUGGAGGUGCCAAUCAUAAACAGAGAUGCUUGCAAUGAACUCUUCAGCAUUAAUCCAGAGGCUGACCUGGAUCCCAAUCCAGUUAAGGAAGAUAUGAUUUGUGCUGGUUACACAGGAGGUGGAAAAGAUGCCUGCCAGGGUGACUCUGGAGGACCUUUGGUUUGUCCACGUGAGGAAGGCUGGAUCUUAGCUGGGGUCGUAAGCUGGGGAGAGGGCUGUGCACUAGCCAACCGCCCUGGAGUCUAUACCUCUGUGCCUUACUAUGAUGACUGGAUCUCUGCACAUUUACAGAACAUGAUCUCUGAGGACUGCAGGAGCAGAGAAGGUGAUGAUGAGAGAAACAGCAGACUACCAAAGACCUUCGCUCUGCCGCUUCUUCUCAGUUGUCUCACAUUUGCUCUCCUGUGAGAUGCUCAUUUCACUGCCUUCUGCCUGAUGACUCACUCAAUGGAAUUUCCUUCUUCAAGGUGCUGCCGUUUACUAUCUCCAAAAUCACCACAUGCAAUGGGAAGCUUAAGCCCACUUCUGUCUGAUUACUUUGAGCAUGCUACUCAUUCUGAGUGCUUUAAAACCAUUUCCUGUGACUUACCCAGAAGAAUCUUGUGAAUUGUCCUUUGGAAAAGAUAUUGAGAAUUCAUCUUCCCUUGAGAUUUCUCAGCCAGGGAGUGUGGUUGGGAACUGGAAUAUGAAGGAAAGUGCUGCGGUCAAACUUUGCAUUAUGUAAAAGAUCCAGGAUCAAAUAUCCUACUGUAUUUUUUACCUUUGAAAAAAACAUCUGUGGGGUGAUGAUUUGGGUUGGUGUCACAGCACUGAGGAAGGGGAAAUCAUGUGAUUUUUGCUCAUAGAAUCCCCCCCCCUCCUGUGGCUACUGACCCUGUGGAGAAAAAGUCGGCAUAAGUACAUCUACUGUCUUUUUACCCUGGUAGAAUAGCUGCUUGGGUGGCACAAAUAUUUCUAUCAAGAAAAUGUCAUGGUGGAAAGAUGAACACCCAGCAUUGCAACCAUGAUCCAAAUCACUCCAUCCUCAACUGCUUUUUCAGGUUAAAAAUGUGGUGAGAAAUCUAAUCAUAGAUGCCCCAUACAACAUACAAUUUGGCCCUUGCCUGCCACCAAAAGUGACAAUUUAUAAUUAUUUUUCUUAAAUAUCUGGCUGGUGACAUAAGUGGUAAAUACAGUCAAUAUCUCAAGUUAGUACUUCAGAACUUGUGAUAAAUCAUGAGCUGUGAAUUUGAGGGCAAACGCUUUGGGGGAGUCUUUGAUUCAGUCUGUUAUUUUUGAUACUUCAGAUCCAGGGAAAUUGCUAAGUUCUUCAUAUGCACUCUUUUUACUUCCUAAAUACAAUGUUUUAUAACACUUACCAGUAUUUUAGUGCUUUUAUCCAUUGUAUAACUCAGAAGUGAUUGUAAUUUUUUAACCCUUCAACUGACUGUGUUGGAAGAAAAGCCCAGAAAGAUUAAAGGCUGUUCAAAUGGACAGACUUCUCAUCA
Messenger RNA from Heteronotia binoei (common prickly gecko), 2212 nucleotides. RefSeq names its product serine protease 27-like. Gene Ontology annotation, biological process: proteolysis. Lineage: Eukaryota; Metazoa; Chordata; Lepidosauria; Squamata; Gekkonidae. The transcript is spliced from 6 exons. Gene Ontology annotation, molecular function: serine-type endopeptidase activity. The record is from RefSeq and is a predicted model, not a curated record. The coding region runs from base 180 to 1133 and encodes 317 amino acids.